Messenger RNA from Spodoptera litura, 1052 nucleotides. RefSeq names its product lipase member I-like. Gene Ontology annotation, biological process: lipid catabolic process. Gene Ontology annotation, molecular function: serine hydrolase activity; lipase activity. NCBI's taxonomy places the organism in Eukaryota, Metazoa, Arthropoda, Insecta, Lepidoptera, Noctuidae. The record is from RefSeq and is a predicted model, not a curated record.
AAGGAAUUUGCACAUUUUCUACAGUGAGGAGACAGUUAAUCGAGCAACAUGUUGAAGUUGUUAAUAAUUUUUUUGGCUGCAGUGGCAGCAUGCUGUGGACAGGUGCCAAACAUGAGAGUAUCGUAUACCCUGUUCAAAAAGAAUAACCAAUUUAUAGGUACGACUAUUACUGAAUCCGUACCUGGAAUUUUCAAUUCAACACAAGAUACAAUAUUCUUAAUACACGGCUACGCAGGUAACACAGUUGUAAGGUUCAACCAAUUAGUCCGGGACGCUAUUUUCGACUUCCGUAAUCCAGAUGAUUACAACGUCAUUGUGGUUGACUGGACACUAGAGGCGAGUUUCAGUUACACACAAGCGAGGAAUAAUGUGGGAAAUGUUGCUCGCAACUUGGUCAAUUUUAUACAAUGGUUAACAUCAGAUCCUACUACAACAACAACAACAACAACAUCAAUAACAACGACAACAACAGAACAACCUACAAUGACAACAACAGCACAACCUGCAACAAUUAAUGUAGAAAAUUUUCAUUUUGUUGGGUUUGACCUUGGAGCACACGUUGCUGGUAUAGCUGGUAGAAUUCUUCAGGAAGACUCUCAAUUGGUUGGUAGAAUCACUGGUUUGAGCCCAUCAGGACGUCAGUGGGGUGCAGGUUCCGAACGCUUGAGACGAGAUGAUGCCAGAUACGUUGAAGUAAUUCAUACGGACACUUUUGGUGUCCUUGCCAAUGGUAUCGAAGAUCCUAUUGGUGACAUAAACUUUUACGCUAAUGGAGGAAAUAAUCAACCAGGCUGCCUCACACACUCUUGUUGCCAUGACCGCGCUUUCGAGCUGUUUGCAGCAUCAAUGAUCAACCCCAAUCUAAUUGGACGUGGAUGUACCUCAAACACACAGAUGAACCUUAAUUUAUGCCGAUCAGGUGAACUUAAUUUAGGUGGCGUUGAAUUAUCCAAGACUGGAUUGAAUAUCUACAGGAUCAACACAUCAAGAAGAUAUCCGUUCUAUUAAAACUAAUACUGAUUAAUGACCGAAUAAAUACUUAUAUUCCACGA